AUGUCAGCAGCUGCAGGAGAGAAGGAGAGCUGCCGCUCCGCUGCCCUUGAAAAUGCAGCCCGAAGCAGAAGUGAUUCGGAACCAUGGUUUGCCCACGACUCCUCGUCAACGGCCUGUGGACCUCGCGGCCAACAGGCGGUAAGUUACAAAGCCGCAGGGAUUAUAGAUGAAUACAAGCCUAAUGUCGGAUAUGCAAGACAGUUGGCUAACACUAAUGAAAACCCGAAAUCGGAAAUACAGAAAUCUCACACUUGCAAAUGCGACUGGUUUGUUCAUGACACGGAAGUGAAUUUGAGACCAAAAACAGCAAGCCCAACAGGAACACAGACUAGCGUUUCAACUUGCGACUGGUUUGCACACUGUGAAGUUGGCCCACCAACUAUAGAUGAAAAAAAUCACAAUUUUUGUCGUCGUUUCAGAGCAGAGGGGAUCGAAUAUGCUUUAAGAAAUCAGGGUCACGAGAACCUUCUCAAAACAACACCAUUGCAAUACUCGACUGAACCACCUAACCAUUCUCCGACACAGGAGGCAAGACGUUUCUAUCGCAAGAGAAGCUUGGUAGAAUUCCCAAGCAAGAAAAAAAGACCGAUCCCACCAAGUCAAAUGGCUCGAAUAAUCGCACAAAGUGACAACGACGCAACACCACAUCAAAAGCAUCAAGCGUAUCACGGCCAAGACAAACCCAAGGCGCUGCACCACAAUAAUCCCGUCGACCAAAUGGACGAGCUCAUUGGCAAGCAUGCAGACUCCACCACACUAAACUACCCAUCCAAAAAUAGGGUCAAAACGGUUAACUCUGAGGAUGCUCGAACAAACCAAGAAAAAUCUCGUGGCUCUGCUGUUCACACGCUGAUGACGCAUAGCAACCUCUCGCCGUUACCACCGCGACGACCGACGCACACCCCACUUGACCGCGUGGGCCUCGCCAUCGGUGGUCGCGGGUUUGCCGCCGCCAACGAGGCGAGUGCGGGGGUCUGGGCUCCGCGGCGAAGGUUGGCGUCAGCCGAGGCUCGACUCUACGCUCAGAAGCAAAGUGGAACCGUUCAAAAUCUUAUUUAUUUAAGAUAA
Messenger RNA from Mesocestoides corti, 1068 nucleotides. Lineage: Eukaryota; Metazoa; Platyhelminthes; Cestoda; Cyclophyllidea; Mesocestoididae. The record is from the annotation of a GenBank genome assembly.